This is a messenger RNA of Folsomia candida, 2168 nucleotides long. It is a transcript of the gene Pnn, whose product is annotated as pinin. Gene Ontology annotation, cellular component: catalytic step 2 spliceosome. The record is from RefSeq and is a predicted model, not a curated record. The transcript is spliced from 6 exons. NCBI's taxonomy places the organism in Eukaryota, Metazoa, Arthropoda, Collembola, Entomobryomorpha, Isotomidae. The coding region runs from base 231 to 1730 and encodes 499 amino acids.
CUGCUGCCAACUUCAAACCUCCCUGCGUUCUCCAGGACACAAAAUUCACCGACUAUUUAAUAUAUACCUACUGUUAGUGUUGGUUGGUAGUGUUUUUAGUCGAUCAGUUGUCAUAUAAUAUAUAACAAACUAGGGGUCAUCAUCUUGACCUGAACAUCUCCUUAUCGCCCGGUGGUGGUCACUGACUCGCAAACUGUUUACUGUUUUGUGACAGAGCCGAGUAUCAAGCGAUGGCGACGGACGUGAUUUCCAACUUGUCGGGGAGUUUGGACGCAGAGUUGGAGAAGGCUCGAGAAACUUUGCGCAGUGUGGAUGACAACAUUAAAAAAGUGUUUGGGAAGGAUGCCUCAGAACUCACAGUUUUUGGAAGGGGCCGGCGACCAGAGGAUGACCCAGCGAAGGAAGAUCAUUACAACAAUGACCACUUUCAUAGUCAGUCUGGAGAUGGGGCGGGUGGAGGGCGGCGACGUCGGGAUGAUUUUGAGCGUGACGGAGAUGAGCCGACAGAGAAACGGAGACGUGGCGAAGGGGGAGGCAGCUUCGGUUUUGGACCUGCUGGUGGAGGCAGAUUGGGCCCAAUGAUGACGGGUGGCAAUGGACCAAGGUUCGGAGGGGGGAGGCAGAGAAAUUCUAUCGACGGUGGUGGGGAGGAUGAGGGAUUUGCAGGGAGACGGUUGGCUUCAAGAAUUGUUUCGUCCGCAAAGGAAAAGUCUCGAGAUGAAGUUUUGGCCGAACAAAGACAAGAUCGGUCUGGUAGGGAACGAAAUCGCAGAAUGUUUGGUGCACUUCUUGGUACCCUCCAACGCUUUAAGCAAGAUGAGACUAAACUGAAGGCAAAGGAGGAUAAGCGAGCCGUCAUUGAAGCCAAGUUGGAUGAAGCGGCACAACAUGAGCGAGAAGUUGUGAAGACUAAGAAGCAGGAAUUAAUUAAAGAAAGGAGACUGAGGCUAACUGAAAUUAAGCGGAUUGAAGUCAAACGGCGUCGCCUAGCCGAGUUGGAACAGUGGGAAGAGAAGACCAAAUAUUUGACUAAUUUUAUCAGGACUGAAGCUAAACCGCACAUUUUCUACUUGCCCAAAUUGAUGAACCCAAUUAUGGAGUGUCGUCUUGAACAGUCAAAACAAUUUGUCACAGAAAUGAUAUCACACAAACGGAAACUUGUUCUUGACGAUUUAGAGGAUUAUGAGCAGAGGAGUAAGCGAUACUGGGAGGGACGGAUGGCUGGUCGACCGAGCAAUAGAAAAAUUGAUCCUAUGGAUGCGGACAUUGAAUACGAACUAGAUGAAAUUAUGAAGAAUGAGGACAUUGAUGUUCCUCUGGAGGGAGAAGAUUUCACAAUCACUGUCUUCACCAAUGAUGACGAACCACGGUCCUCCUUCACCAACAAGUCUGGGAGCAACGGUGUUGCAAUGAAGCGAGAAUCGGUAGAUGGGAAGGAAAAUAUUGUUGGGAAAAGGGGGGUGGGAACUGAUGACGAGGACAACGAAGAAUUUCCUUCAAACACUUCUCGCAAAGGGAGGCCAGACGAGGAGGAGGAAGAAGAUGGUGGUGAAAUUACUGAAGAGACGAUUGAAGUCAAGAUUGAGGAAGAAACUGAAGAGAUGAAUACCAGUGAUGAGGCCGUAGUUGUAGUUGCUCCUUCUUCCCAAGAGGAAGACGAUUCCGUAGUGGAUGAUGAUCAAGAGCAGGAGGAGGAGGACGAAGAAGAAGAAGAGGAAGCGGACGAAUAGAUAGAUUCAUUAAAUAUUACUAAAUUUUUAAGAUAUUUGUAUCAAUCCGCAUGACCGACUUGUAGAUUGUUCACGUCUUCUCGGUACUAUUCAUUCAGAUAAUUAGUGUUUAUGGGAGUGGUGUAAUGGAGUUGGAGUAAUUAUGCAUGGCUGAGAAAGGCGUCCAUCCAUAUCCAGAUUUAGGCUCAUUUAUGAUAACGAUAAUAAGCAAGAAAAAAUAUCGUGUUUUAUUGAUAUCUAGAUUAAAAGAUGAAGGAUGUCGUCAUUCAUGUAGCUAAUGUAAUAAUAAUAAGUAGGUCUUAUAAAUGUAACCUUUUCUUUUGCUGUAGAAUAGCCAAUAAUCUUAUUAUUUUAUACAUAUUGUAGGCAAAGCGUGUUUUCAUAACUUACGUCUUACGUCUUUCUCUUAACAUAAAGUAUCGGAAGAUUUUUGUAAAA